AUGAUUUCCAUGCAGCGUUCCCUCUCCUCGCCAGUUCGCGUAGUCUCUGCCCCUGCCUCCCAAGAUGACGCGAACCAGCCCCGAUCCUCGAAUCCUCCUGCCGAAACCUACAACACGUCCUUCAGAUCCCGUCGCCAGAGGUCUCCAAGCCCGACCCGAAGCGUCGAGGCCGUAACCCUGCCUGUUCGUCGUAGCGAAGACACACCGAGGAGACCCGCCUCUCGGUCGCACCAGAAGCCCGUGAUUGCCCAAGCGUCAACGCCCAUUGCCACCUCUCCCGUAAAAGCCACCAUGGAUUCUUCGUCCGAUGCGGCUCUCGCCUCCGCCGCGGGAACGGCUUCUUCGCCCGCCCUCCCCCAAGCUCUCCUCCCGGAUCCAUCCAUGUACACGAACCCUCAUAUGGCGCCCGAACCUGAUACAACGACCCUGGAGGAGCUCGCCCAUUUGGUUAGAUUGUCCAAGUACCAGGAGCGCAAGCGCGCAAACACACGCAUACGCCUGCAGAGGAACCUCAUCUCCACGGCCUUGUCAGCUCGUUUGAACCGCUGUGGUGAGAUUGCCCGGAAGAACUUGGUAGAUUGCUUUCGCUCCGAUGACAAGAAGACCUUUGCUUCUCUGUUCAACGCCAUUCACGAUGUGCGCAAGAGCUGCGACGAACUGCGCCGCUAUGCUCUGUUGGAACCCGAGAUGGACUCUCUUCAGUCCCCUGCCCUGGCGUCGUCAGAAAGCCUGGACACGCCGCCGAAAUCGACCUCGGGAUCUAGUUCUCUCGGAUCCAUGACCCCCUUUCUUUCCGAGUUGCCCGCUUCUGUUCGGGAAAUCUUUCUUAACUUUCUGCACCAGAUCCGGACCAACCCGGACUACUUGGCUACAAGAUUAUGUUCUCUAACCCCUGCAGAACUGAAUGUCUUUACUGGCGUACAUCAGGGAUUGGAACCUGUAGAAUCCGUUCUACCCUACCACGGCCGCCCUACAGCCAGGAGUCAUGCUGGUGGACCAAGUAGUCGAGCACCCGCUCAUUCCCCAAACGCCAUCGAGCGCUUGCUGUCGUUCCAGCGACACGAUCCCCUGUCAGCCCUGGUCCACACAUGCUUCGCCAACUCGGCUGGCCCUGAUAGCGCCGAGGAUCGACGUCGAACCGAGAUAUGGGGAACUGCUCUGGCAAGACUGAUCACUGAAUCGAAGGCAAGCAGCGAGCCCAUGCUGAUUUCCGUUCUCAAUGUUUGGACGGCUAUGCGCGACUGGUCCGGGAAGUCUAGCAUGGAAUGGUACCUGAUGAAGAUUCUCGAGGAUGGUGCCUUCCUUUUGGACAAGGCCGAGGACCAGCAUGGCACCAGGUUCAACCUUGCGGACUGGACAGCCAAGGACAGCAUAGCGGCCGAGGAGUUCUACGACCGGGCUGUCAAUGAGCUCUUCGAGAUCAUCGACGAUGAGGAUGCAACUGGAAUUCCCGAAGGUCUCAUCGAGCUCGGUAAUGCCAUUUUGAAGAAGCUGGAUAACAAGCUCGUCGAUGGCACCCGAAACUGGUUUGUUUACAAAUGGCUCUUCUCUGUUUUCCUCCUUGGUGUUGUCAUCCACCCAGAAAGCCAUGGACUUAUGGGCGAUUACCACAUCACCGAGUAUGGCCGACAGAAGAUUCUCAAGCAGGUCGCCAUGCGAGCGCAACAACUUGUUGUCGAGAUGACCUGGAACAAGAAGGGAACCGUCUCAACCCCGCCCAAAAUCCAAGGACACGUGGAGAGCAUCUUGAAUCGAUUCAAACGGAACCGAUCCCAGAGACCUCCGGCGAAGUUACUACCGGCCCGCUCGAUCACAUCACUUCGAGAAACAGUCGAAGUUCAUCCUUACCUCGUUGUGAGUCCGGCCGAUCUAGUCACCCUUGUCAACGCCUUGUUUCCGGAGCGGCGGCCCAUGUCGGCUCAGUCCAGCGGACUUCGAUCCGGAGCGCCUUCUAUCUCUGGAUUCUCAGCCAUCUCGCAGCCCAUCUCGACGGGAGCUCCGCGGAGCAAUUUUGACACGGCAUCGAUUCUAAGCACCAGUGCCUCAUCUGUCCUCAGUGAUGCCACGACGUCCAGAGAGACGAACCUGGAUGAUCCAAGGACCGGUUCACCUCAGCGAUACUCGCCACCCGUGUUGGAUCCACUGGCUCAGCGACGCCUUAGCAACUACGAGGAUGAUGGAUAUCGUCUUCGCUUCGCCCUCCGAGAGAUGGGCGCUCAGGUCGGCAUGGAUGUUGUUCAAGGCUCGUGUCACCCAUGUGCCGAACGAUGGGCCGUGCUGUUCAUCUCAGCAGACGGCAACAGCCUGUCAAGCCAGAUGACUUAUGAUCCGGACGAAGAUGUGGAAGAUGAGGAUCACUCCUCCACCAGCGAGACUGACGAUGACGAGAUUGACGAGAAGCCUGAGCUUGACAAGGAUUACCACCAACUGCGAGAUUCGAUCCUGAAACUUGUCGAGGAUUUCGAGAUCCCAGCCAGCACUGAGCCAGAGGCAACAAGGGCACAAUUCAGCAACCGGGCGACUGGCAUCAAAAAGUACAGAUCCAAGAACAAGAUCAUCACCGCUGAAAAGUCGUCUCCGAGCAGAAACCCCUACCGCAGACGCGAUGCCGAGGCACAAGCCAGUGCCACAGCUGAUGACCCGCAAGCCAAGGAAGAUUCAUCGGCGACGGCGGCAGAGAAGACACAGGACGCAGAUCCGGAGCCGUCCUCAGUUCUCAUUGCCAUGCUUACCGCUGCUUCAGCUCAGUCGCGAGCGCAGGCGGACUUCGUGUCAGCCCACCUCUACUGGAAGACACUACAGCAACUCAAUGCACUCAGCUCAGGAUCGCUGAGACGAAAUGGGUUUGCCAUACUUCUCAACAUUUUCUCCCGAGGGCCACGUGAUUCAAUUCGCCGCUGUGCUUCAGCUAUUGAGGAGUACGACGCUUGGCUCGUCUGGCUUAAGCAGAGCCAAGAACGGCACGAGGGGCUUAUCGACGCCAUGAUGAAACGACUCCGAGCUCUUCGCGACAAGAUGUGGUAUGUAACAGACGUGCGAAACUCUGCACCGUAUGAACAGAGUCGCAACAUCUGCGCUGCUCUCAAAACGAUGGGCAUGCAGAGGCGGUACAAUUCUUACCAACGCAACCGCGCACACCUUGCACGGGGGCCAGCGUCAAGCUAUCUGUAUCGCACAGAAACUCAGAUCAUGGAUCUUCUAGCAGCUUCAGAAGAGCAGGGCGGGCCCAACAAGCUGAGUGAUGACCAGGCAGACAAGACCUCGCGUUGGCUUCAACAAGCUGGCGUUGAGAACUUUUGUUGUGGAGAGGAGCGAAUUCACAGGUUCGGCUGCGAAGUGGACACCUGCAUUUCGAAAUUAGUUGGCGAGUCCAUCAUGGACAGCCCUGUACUGUGGUCAAGUGAGCUUUACCAACGAGACAGACGCAAUCUGGAGACAGGCAGAUCUCCCCGAGACAGAGACCAUCCAUUCGACGACACAGCGAGCGUCAUGAGCGACCCAGAUCGGAGGUUCAUGUCUACUGGUCGGCCAAGCUCUGUUCGGGACCUGCGGGCAAUGUCAGCUCACAAUUCUAGCCAGCAGUCAUUCGACUCUGGCAGCUACCGUUUUUCAAGGGCAAGCACAGUCUUGUCCGACAUCAUCGAUGGACAGGACUAUUUUGGCGUCUCAUCGCCAGUUCACACCAUCGACUCUAGUUCUACGUUUUGGUCGCCCUUCCAAUCGGCGAUAUCCCCGAGCUCGACAACGUCCCGCGUCCAAUCUCCCACGACAAGCAUGACAAACCUAUCCAGCGUGUUCCAGUCACCUCAUUCCCAUCUAGGCUCGCAUGCGAGCCAUUCUACCGGCAGACCUGGCACAUCGGCAUCGUCUAAUGAGACAAUUCACCAACAACGAUUGUCGGAAGAAAAGUCUCGCUUCCUCAACGAGCUCCGCCAGACUCUGGUCAGCCUUCUGCUGUCUGACUUGGGCACAUUGGUCUUUUCUCGCGGCUCAGAGACAGAUGAUUGGUUUUCCACAUUGGGUCAGGAGUGCAUCGACAGACGUGACUCCCUAGACCGACGUGCGCGUCGCUCCGCGAAGUCUGGCAAAUUGUCACUGAGGCCCCGUGUCAUCGAGAAGAAGAAGAGCUUUGGAAACCUGCGAGGUGCCGGCGAAACUGACAAAAACUCCGAGACCACGGAGACUGCUAGCGCUCCAGGAAACGACAGUUCAGCCACAAGCGACACGGUGUCUGCGCGAACCAAAGCCAGCCAUAAAGAGUCAACUCCUGAAUUUCCUUUCAAGAAGGCCUUCCAACGCUUGCUCCGCAUGUUCAGCGUCCAUCCCAAUCCCCAUGCCAAGCUGAACGCUCUGUACGAGCUGCAGCAACUCAUCGUAGCAUCUUUGGCGAGUGGCAAAAGGUCAAGGCUGGGCUGGAACCGACAAGAGUUUAUGUCCGGCGCCGUCGAUGACCCCACAGGCUCUAGCCGCGCGAAUCCGUUGGAGGAGGCUAUUGAUAACGUGAGAGGAAGACGCUCGCAUACCCUUUUGCAGGCACCUGCAACUUCGCCGCCGGCUAGUGGGCCCCGUCAAAUGCGUCAGAAUAAUAAUGAUACUCGCUCUGGCGCCUCCGGCAACCCGACAACAACCGACGCCGUCACCAACGUCUUGCGAACCUUGUUCCGGGACGCGUCUAUUCGGCCAAAGACACUCUUCCGUGACCUGCAGUUCAUUGCGGCAUUCGUCAACCCCACAAUCCUUGACAGCACGGAUAAAGGUACGGCGUUCUGGGACGCUGGCCUCGCCGCCUUGAACCUGAAGCAAGAGGUCUGCCGAACAAUGAUUGAAGUGGCGGACGAGGUCCAAGGGGUGUACACGAGUACACGCAAGACGACCAAUGACGCGCCUGCUCCAGACGCCGAACGACUGGAGACAGAAUCGCCCCCUCCUGUUACGACAGCCUACAGCUUGGCACAAGCAGGAAAGAUGUGGACCAUCACCGCCAAAGAGGGUCUGCCCACGGCCCAGCGAGAGCUCGCAAUUUUCUACUUGUCGAACCCUGAGCUUGUGGAGCGGACCACCUUGCCCCUCUCGAAGCCGCGCGAGGUGUUUAAACAGGCUGUCAUGGACAAAUAUGCUGGUCCUUCCGGCCGCACAGGUCCAGGUGCGAGACUCUACCCCGGGGACAGAAGUCGCACAUCGGCAGGUGCAUCAGGCCUCGGUGGCUCUGCUGGCUCCCAACAUCCCGGCCAAGAUCCAGGCUCCAAGGACGGUGAUGUUCGCAGUGAUCCCGCGUUGAUGUGCGUUGCAGUCCAUUUCUUCCAGGCGGCAGAACAAGGCGGCGAUGAGCUCGCCACGUCCUUCCUCCGACAGAAUGAGUUCAACGCCAUGAGCUGA
Messenger RNA from Colletotrichum phormii, 5376 nucleotides. RefSeq lists its product as uncharacterized. The coding region runs from base 1 to 5376 and encodes 1791 amino acids. The transcript has 2 exons. NCBI's taxonomy places the organism in Eukaryota, Fungi, Ascomycota, Sordariomycetes, Glomerellales, Glomerellaceae. The record is from RefSeq and is a predicted model, not a curated record.